Notechis scutatus (mainland tiger snake) is the source of this 1192-nucleotide messenger RNA. RefSeq names its product chromosome 16 C1orf174 homolog (gene C16H1orf174). Lineage: Eukaryota; Metazoa; Chordata; Lepidosauria; Squamata; Elapidae. The record is from RefSeq and is a predicted model, not a curated record.
UCACCGGAAAUGUAAUGCUGCGGAAAGCGGAAGUGCUGGCGGGGAGCAGGUGAGAUCGGUGUGGUGAGGGUCCUGCGGCUUCUUCCAUGCGAGCCCGGCGGGGUCCUUUGCAAAACGGGACCUCCAGGCGUCCCUCAAAGAAGCCGAGGUGUGAAAGGAAACAGGGGCCCAGGCAGAAGGCAGGAUCCCAGGUGGGGCCAGCUGAUGAAGCCCCCUUGGGAGCAUCCGCCCUGGACCUGGAGGUGAGACUGCAGAGCGGAGAGAAGGGGCCUUCAGAAGACCCCCAAGAUGUAGCUGAUGAGAACAGGGAGCCCAGGAGGGCUGAGGAAGGGGAAGGGGAGGACCAGGACGAAGGAGAAGAGACCGACAUGGGUAGCACGUCCACCUCUGUGCAGAUGGAGCCGGAGGAGGUGUCCAGUCAAAUCGGCGAGCUGGACAACAGCGUCUUCUUGAAUGAGGACAGCAACCAGCCGCUGCCCAUGGACCGGUUCUUCGGAAGCAUGGCGUUCACACAGGACCUCCCACCGGCCUCCUUCUCGCGGACCAACACCAGCAGGCGGGAGUUCCGAAGAAUGCAUUUUAUUGCCAAAGAGGAGGAGGAGGAGGAUGAGGAGAGUGGAGAAGAGGUAGCCUGAAGGCCAGAGAGAAUCAGUCACAGGCGAAUUGUACCUUUUCCAGAUGCAGCCAAGACUAACAAUGUUCCUCGCCACCGUAGCAUCUUCUAGAGUGUGUGUUCUUCGGAAAGAACCAUCGCCGUGACGGUGAUGGACGUUGAGCCACUCCAAGCUCCCUGUUUCUGGCGAAGCCCGUGGGUCACAGCGCCCACUACGGCCAUCCCCACCAACAAGAGCCUUGGACUUGAGGAAGCGACAACCAGCCACCCAGAAGUGGUGGGUGCUCUAUCACUGGAGGUCUUCAAAGAGAUUGGACAGCCACUUGACCAGGAUGGAAUAAGGACUCCUGCUUGAGCAGGGGGUUGGAUUAGAUGACCUCAGAGGUCCCGUCCAACUGUUAUUCUGUAUGCUUCUUUCUCCAGGCACAUUGUUUCUUUCUUUAUCCAAAAGCUCAUUUUUUUAACCAUAUUCUGAGUUCAUUCAGAGCUGUUUUGAAAUUUGUAAAACCUGCCUAAGCUGUGGACUGCACAUUAAAAACUAGUUUAUUAUGUUCUAUGAACACAGAUGUUGGAGGUUUU